Trichomonas vaginalis G3 is the source of this 2523-nucleotide messenger RNA. RefSeq names its product proprotein convertase-related family. Gene Ontology annotation, biological process: proteolysis. Lineage: Eukaryota; Parabasalia; Trichomonadida; Trichomonadidae. The transcript has a single exon. Bases 1 to 2523 code for a protein of 840 amino acids. The record is from RefSeq and is a predicted model, not a curated record. Gene Ontology annotation, molecular function: serine-type endopeptidase activity.
AUGAAAUUACUUAUUAAAGCUCAUAAUUCAAUCAAAAUUCCAAAUUAUUUGCGAUACCAAAAGAUUUCAGACACACAUUUUAUUGUUUAUUUAGAUGAAAUCAAUACCUCUAUUAUAGAUUUCCUACAAAAUGACAAAAUCCAAAAAAUCGAAAUAAUAAAGAAUUUUUCUCCGUUGAACAGAUGGUCAGCUGGUUAUUUACAAGAUGGAAACAGUAACUCUAUUUAUUACAACGAUUACAUGAUGAAUUAUCGCAAAUUACAAAAAAAUAAUUUAACUGGCCAAAACCAAGUCAUUACUCUUGUUGAUACUGGCAUAGACAUGGAGUCUCCAUAUUUCAAAGACGAAAAUAACGAUCCUCCAUUCAAUACAACCAAUUUUAAUCAUAGAAAAGUAAUAAGAUACGAAAUUUUGGCAGAUAACAAAGAUAGGAACGGAGGACAUGGAACACAUGUUGCAGGAAUCAUCUCUGGUGAUGCGGAAUCACUUCCUUACUCUUUGUACAACGGAAUUGCUCCGAAAUCAAAAUUAUAUUUUAUUGAUAUCGGAAAAAAGCAAUUUCUUGAUGAUGCAGAUGUAGAUUAUGAUAUAAAUGAUGUUGUAAAGAGAAUGAAAGAGCUAAAUUCCCAUAUUUUCUCAUAUUCUUGGGGAUUUCCAAUUGAUUUUUCUGAUAUUCGUUCAACUUAUGAUUAUAUUGCAGAAAAGAAUCCAGAAAUACUGUUUGUAUUCGCUGGAGGUAACUCUGGCAACAAAUUCUCUAUAUAUCAGCCUUCUGGUAGCAAAAAUGUCGUAUCAGUUGCCGGAUGCAGCCAUCCUUCAUCAGGAAACAUAGAAAACUUAAUGAUGAGAGACAUUUACAUUCUUAAGAAUGACAAAAAACGUGUAAAUGUCACUCAAACUUAUUGGUCUCCUGAUUUUUAUUCAAAAUUCAGAUUUAAUAACCAGAGUUUCUUCCGAAACCAGAGUUUUUCGACCAAAAUGAAUCCAAAAACAUUCUUUUUCAUGGAAUAUGAUAACACAACCUGUCAAAAAAUCAAAAAUUUCAAUGAAAAUCAAAGUUUGGCCAUUUUCAUAAAAAGUGACAAGAAAAUUGAAUGUCCCUCUUCAAAAAUUCCAAUUUUUCUGACAAAAGAAAAACUGAAAGGUAAUUUCAAUUGUUCUAUUAUAUAUGAACCAAAAACAAGUGAAAUAAGUUAUUCAGAAUUUUCCUCGAAAGGGCCAAAUGAUGUUGGAAUUUUGAAACCUGAUUUAGUUGCUCCAUCCAGCUAUAUCAUCUCCGCAAAGGCCAAUUCUAAAGAGAUUGUUGGUGCUAGAACAGGAACAUCCAUGGCUGCACCAUUCAUUGCUGGUUCUGCAGCUUUAAUUCGACAAUAUUUGGAAGAAGGAUAUUAUCUAAAAACAAAAAGUCAAACGGGCAUAAAAAUAAAACCAACAGCCUGUUUACUUAAAUGUUUCUUGAUCCAUUCUUGUAUUCCAAUCGUUGAACAUGAAAAAACUCCGGAUUUCUCAAUUGGCUUCGGAGUUCCAAAAUUAGAUGAUUUAUUGUUCAUCAAUGAAACUCAUGGUGGAUAUAGAUUCAUUGAUAAUAUAACAAUUGAUGCAAAUUCACAUUAUAUUUCAUCAAUAAAAAUUAUUUCACCAAAGAAGAGAAAUAUUAAGGCCACAUUAGUCUAUAAUGAUCCUGCAUUAGAUGAGGAAAGCCAAAUUCCUCUUGCUGCUGAUUUGGACCUAGUUUUGGAAUCUCCUUCAAAAAAGUUUUAUUUUGGUAAUGGAAAAGAAGAAACACACUCAACAGUCGAAUCAAUAACAAUUCCAGCCAAUGAAACUGAAGAAGGAUUCUACAAAAUUCACAUAUUUUCAAAUAAUAUGUUAUUUGUUAAUUCUGUCCGUGCAGCUAUCAUUUUCAGUGGCGAAUUUAAUCAUUUUAAUGAUGAAAAAUUCUUAGUUUUCACUAAAUUCCCUUCACAAAACAGAUGUAAAUAUCCAUCUACGGGAGUUUUAUGCCAAAUCAAUUCAACUGUAAUUAGAAGUAAUCAAAAUGUAUCGUUAAAUGUUUCUGCUAGCAAUUGGAAGUAUUUAUCCCUUAAAUUGCCGAAAUUUAACAAUUCCAUCAUUCUAAAUAUUGAAAAAUCAGAAGAAUCAGACCAGGUAUUAGCUCUUGAACUAUCAUUUAAGAAGCCUUUCAAAUAUGGAGGCCAAAGAUUGAAUUAUUUUCAUGUUACAAACCAAACUACUGAAAUCAAUGUUAAAAGAAGUUCACUGAAGAAUUUUUCCAUUGACAAUCCAUUAUUUAUUGGAUUCUACCUUAUCGGUUAUGGAAAUUGUCAGAUAAAUGCUUCAAUUCAGGUAUUAGGAAUUGAGAAAGAAUUAAUCCACCCAAGUUAUAUUAUAGUUCCUAUAAUUAUUAUAAUAGUUCUUGUUUUUAUUAUCCGAACAAGAUCUAUGAAUAUUUCUGUCGAACAAAAGAAUGAUCUCGAGCCACUAAUAACAGCUGAUACAAUGUCUGAAGAAAUUUCAACUUAG